CCGACGGCGCCAAAGCAAUCCAGCGCAGGUCUAUGGUCUUUGCGCGCACCUGCCCGAAGCUAUAGUAAGUAUCCCUGUGCAUGCCCGAAACUGCCAAAGCAAUCCUGUCACCGCGCAACGUCAUCAGGCAGCUUGCUCUCUUUGGAGGCAUCGAGCUGAGCGGUGCUUUGUUGCCCCACAGUGACGCCAGCACAUACGCACUGAACGACAUCGACGGCCUUGCCAGACCGAUCCACGCGUAUCGGUGAUGCCCGUGGCGACAC
This is a messenger RNA of Mixia osmundae IAM 14324, 263 nucleotides long. RefSeq lists its product as uncharacterized. The transcript has a single exon. The record is from RefSeq and is a predicted model, not a curated record. Lineage: Eukaryota; Fungi; Basidiomycota; Mixiomycetes; Mixiales; Mixiaceae. Bases 81 to 248 code for a protein of 55 amino acids.